Cataglyphis hispanica is the source of this 1978-nucleotide messenger RNA. RefSeq lists its product as uncharacterized. Lineage: Eukaryota; Metazoa; Arthropoda; Insecta; Hymenoptera; Formicidae. The record is from RefSeq and is a predicted model, not a curated record. The transcript has 2 exons. Bases 112 to 1632 code for a protein of 506 amino acids.
ACGGUACGCAGAUAUGAAGCCGGGGUAAACCGGGAAUUCGUCGACUACUGCGCGGUAGUAAUCAGAGUCACUCCGAACAGUGAACGACAUUCGCCAGGCAGACAACAGAUUAUGACGAUGCGCUUAUCGGCCAUGUGUCCCUUAAUUUUUCUGCUGGUUGGAGUUAACGCGGCCGGCAUUGGCGAGGCUUGGCAAAUUACACCAUAUUUGAAAUCCGUCCAUCCGGAUCAUUCCUUUUGGCCACGAUUGGACUCUUCAGCAUUCGAAGUCCGCACCGUGAGCGGAGUAGGUCAUCUUGCCCCAUUCGACGAAUCACGAGACGCUCAAAAACAUUCAGAACUCGCUACAUCAAGUUCCGCAGAACAGAACGUUCUUCCGGAUAAUGAAAACGCUUCUCAUGUUGAGAAUAAAAACCUCGAACGUUUCCGAAAACUUUUGGAAGAUUCAUCUUAUAGCGAUGACGAAGAGGAUAACGAAGAUGCCAUACCUAUCCGGAAAAUAUUUCAGAAAUCAUUUAUAACGAAAAUUUUACACGCACAUGAAGAAGACAAGGACGAUGACGAAUUAUUUAUGAAGGAGAAGGAGGAAACCAGAGGAACCGCGCGUAUUCGUAGACAAGCGGAGAACGGGACGAGCAUGGAAAAGGUCUCGACGACCAAGAGCGUGCGCGAGGCUCGCCUGAACUCACCUGAAACAUGGUCGACUUCGGUGCAACCGAUCUCGGUCGAAUUUCGUCAUCGUAUCCCGCUGGAUCAGGUGAUCCGGCAACAGCAGGAGGAAGAAGAGGCCGCCGCUCUGUCCAAUAGCUAUCGAAGGCAUCAAGCACCACGAGCGGACUUUGUGACGGGCCAGCAUUAUCGACGAAGCUAUCCGGAAUAUCGCGAGUCCAGGGAUAUGCCGAUCACCAAGAACUACGACGACUACGACCCGAUGUCCUGGUACAGGAACGCGAUACGCGAGAGGGAUUAUGAGUAUCCGUCGUAUCGUCGAGGAUACAGCUACCACUAUCCCGAUCGCUACCGGAUGGAGAGAGAUUAUUACGCGCGUCUGCCCAACGAUCAGUAUUACUACGAUCGUUACGAUCGUUACAGAGAGGACGAUUUCGAUCUCUACGGUAGAAAUCGACCCACGCCAAAGCCCAGACGGAUCAUUUACUACGCCACCCUACCGGAGGUCGUAAGGAAGCCGGUAGAUCUGAGAAAUUAUCCACGAUACGACAAGACAUCGGUCACUCGAGACGAUGCCUUUAAACGCAUACCCGGCAACGUCGAUCCCAGCAGAUAUCGAUACAGACAAUCGUAUGGCAACUACGAUCCUUACGCGAAGAGAUCGAGCUAUUACGAUCGUCCUUACGAAUAUCCCGAGGGCGACUCGCGGCGGGUCAGAGUGUCGACCAAGGAGAAUUUGAGCAGCGAACGGAAGGUGAGCAAUCUCAUUGCUAUCAGGGACAACGGCGACAAACUACCCUGGCCCGUGCAGAUCGGCACGGAAGUCAGUAUUAAGAACGACGAGAGGAUUCCCGGAAGGAAGAUCUUUGGCGAAUCGAACGGCGCUUACGACAGGUUCCAGAGCGCUCAGUUACAGAAAGCCCCGGACGCCACGGGAUCCAGCGAACUCCAAAGCGACAAUUAAUACACACACACACACACACACUUACGUUGAGCAUAUGAUAUGCUUAUUUAUAAAAUAAAAGAGAUGAUUCUAACUCGAGUUCCUCUAGUUUAAGGAACUACUUGUGAUCACAGAUGGUUCUUCAUUAUCAAACAAUUAUUAAUAAAUAAAAAAUAAUUUUAAAGUAUAUAAUAUUGGAAUAAUAUUAAAUACAUAUGAUAAAUAUUGAAAUAUAUUUACAAAUAAUUAUUCAAAAAAGUUAAUAAUUAUCACAUUUAAAAAAAUUUAAAAGAUCCAAUAAAAUAUUACGAUACUGAAUUUUUUAUUUUAUCGAAAUUUUACUUAACUCGUUAUAUAUAAAUGAAAA